Messenger RNA from Caenorhabditis auriculariae, 2083 nucleotides. The record is from the annotation of a GenBank genome assembly. NCBI's taxonomy places the organism in Eukaryota, Metazoa, Nematoda, Chromadorea, Rhabditida, Rhabditidae.
AUGCCUGUGAUCGUCGAACACCGAUGGAAAAAGACUAGAACUGUCAUCCACGAGUUCGCCAAUCAGGUUUUGAAAGGAAAUGGAAAAAAAAGAAAGAAAAAGAAAAGAAAGAAAUAUUUGAAAAAUGAAAGAUUGGGAAGCCGUUGAAGAUUUAUCAGUCCGUAUGCAGAAAGUAUCGGAAAAUGUCCAAACUUUAUCCUAAAUUAUGAUUCCAUCGCGAAGAAUCAUCAUCAUCAUCAUUUUCUCGAUUUUUAAUCUCCUGAAUUUCCAGACUGCCACUGUCAAUUUCUCGACGGAAGCCGUUCAGUCUCGUGGACCAAUCAUGGUUCAAAUGCCCAGCGGAAGAUCUUACAAUCUCGUCGAUUUGUUCGCCGAGCCAAUGGCCAUCCGAACUUUUGGCAAGACGCCAGAAAAGGCCGUUUCCCUCAUUGUUCUAGAUAUUCUGCGAAAGGUUGGCUUUCUAAAUCAAAUACUGCUGCUUCUUUUCAAAAAUCAUUUUUCUAUGAGCGAUCAUCGAAAAACUAUGGAGAGAUUCCCAUAUUUCCUUUCUUGUUAGCACCAAAAAUUGAUAUUUCAAGAAGAUUUUAUAGUUACCAGUCGGUAAUCUUAACUCAUAGUAAGUGAAGAUUCUGAAUAAGAGACAGACUCGCUGAAUUUAUCUGCUUAAUUUUAAUUUGAGCUUGGGGAUAAAGCCUAAAAUAUAUGGGAAAAAAGUAUGAAACCUCAAGUCGAGAGAAAGAAUUGGUUCGCAUUAUUAUUUUUCAUCAAGAUUUAUUUAAUCUCAUCAUCCAGAAAACCUUCAGACUCUUAUAGUCUUUUUAACUUAUCUAGAAUAAAAGUCAGUAGACUCCUCAAUAACGGAAAUCACCAUUUAGAUUAAGCUAAAAAAACUGGGGUUUUAACUCUUUGCGACUAAAAAUUUUUCAUAAGUCUCUGAGGUCAUUUUUUACCAAAGUGCAAAGAAGCAAAAAAAAAAAGCGAUCCUUGACUGAUUUUGACUUGAAGAUCAACGUAACCGAGCCGUCGUACCGGUCCUACUCGACCUCGUCGAGUACCAAACAGUUCAUCUACGUCGGCGAUUCCCUGCUCGAAGGACUGGCGAUGCUUUGUUUCCGUGGCAUUUCUUUCCCCGAAAAAAGUCGGGAUGCCGACGAAAUGCGUCUUCGAAAGCAUAUCCUCGAUGUUCUACGCAACAAAUAGUUAGUAGAGUUCAUAGGUUUAUUUUUAAUAUUAAAAAGAGUUUACAGCGAACGGAUCCGGAGUGACAACAUGGAAAGGAUGCGCCAGGGCAAGUCGGUAGACAGUCCUUUGUUGGAAAACGUCCAAGGUAGUUUCUCUCAGACUUGUGCGAGGGCCGGCCCGUCAGCCUAUCGGCCUCUGGUCAUUUCCUAGCCCGGCCUAGCUGGGCCAUAGCGAGGCCUUUAAAAAAACGGAAAACCCGGCCCAAAAGGCGCAAUUUUUUUGUAAAAUUAAGUCAAAAUUUGAAAUUGUUUUCAUUUAAAAAAAUUCUACUAUGAAGGUUAUCUUAAGAAUGGAUAUCCUGGUUUGUUUUUGAAACUGGAUUGUUGAAAAAAUAAUUUUAUUCAAAGAAUGCAUUAAUGCAAAAGGUCCGGUGAAAUCGAAAAAAAUUCAAAAUUCAAAAAGAUUCUUUUUAAAAUGUUCCAACAUUAAUUAUGGCUCUUUGUUUGGAAUUUCAAUUAAAAUCUUUGACAGAUUACCAAAUUUCCUCAUUUUUCAGACGAUUCACUCUGUUUAAACACCCCAAAAAUGGAAUAUAUGAAUGACGAUUUGUGGCCAGAAGAAAACUUUUGCUCGAAUGCCCAAUCUUGGUCCACUGAAGGUGAGGACUCCUCUGUUCAAAAAUGAUACUCUGAACUAAAAAUGAAUUAGGUCUUAGUUACAGAUUGUGAGCGAUACGGGAACUUCUCGAACGAUUGCUCUAGGAAAAGAGAAGUUUCUAGUCCUUCAGGUGGGAGUUUCACCUUCCAAACAAAGUUUGAUAAAAAAAAUGAAAACUUUUCCAGAGAUGACAGAAAUCAAACGCGCCUACUCAGAAGAGCCAGAAAAUCAAUUGAACUCAUAA